Penaeus chinensis is the source of this 1710-nucleotide messenger RNA. RefSeq names its product DNA ligase 1-like. Gene Ontology annotation, cellular component: mitochondrion; nucleus. Gene Ontology annotation, molecular function: DNA ligase (ATP) activity; ATP binding; DNA binding. The record is from RefSeq and is a predicted model, not a curated record. Gene Ontology annotation, biological process: DNA repair; Okazaki fragment processing involved in mitotic DNA replication; DNA biosynthetic process. Lineage: Eukaryota; Metazoa; Arthropoda; Malacostraca; Decapoda; Penaeidae.
AUGUCCUCAAUAAAAAUAGCAAACCUGCCUUCGAAAGGCUCACCGGGUAAAAAGAUUGACAAGAUAAAGAUAUAUAUAAUGCCUGUCGAGCUUCCGAAUCCCGUUAUCUUUUCCGAUCUCUCAUGGAAAACUUCGCAUAGGAACAAUGCCAUUCGACUAAAGAAUCACAAAUAUGCCAAUUUGACAGUAAAAGAACUCUUUGACCAGCGGAAAGAAAUUGUCCUAGCUGGCAAUGAUGCUCACGGUAAAAAGAUUGACAAGAUAAAGGAUAUAUAUAUUGCCUGUCGAGCUUCCGAAUCCCGUUAUCUUGUCCGAUCUCUCAAUGGAAAACUUCGCAUUGGUUUGGCCGAGAAGUCGGUUCUGCAGGCCAUAGCCCAAGCUAACUACCUUACACCUCCAGGUCAAAAAUAUCCACCGAAUAUUAUUAAUGCGGGCAAAACAAUAGGUUCAAAACAGUUAAAAAAACAAUUUGAAAAGUACGGUACAAUACUAAGCACGAUCUACAAUGAAUUCCCUUCAUAUGAUAAGAUCAUACCAAUCCUUUUAACCGAGGGGAUUGAGGAACUCCCCAAAUACUGCUCCCUUACCCCUGGAAUUCCAUUGAAAUCGAUGUUAGCUCAUCCUACUACUGGAAUUUCUGAAGUCUUGAAGCGUUUUGAGAAUGUCAAGUUUACUUGUGAAUUCAAGUAUGAUGGGGAGAGAGCACAGAUCCAUUUAAAGGAUGAUGGUACAAUCAAUAUAUAUAGUAGGAAUCAAGAAAAUAACACAACCAAAUAUCCCGAUGUUAUUUCCAUCUUGAGAAAUGUAUUGGGAAAAGAUGUUAAAUCAUGUAUCAUUGACGCGGAGGUUGUGGCUUGGGAUAAAGAAAACCAGCAAAUCUUACCCUUCCAAGUCCUAAGUACCAGAAAGAGAAAGGGUGUUAAUGAAAAGGAUCUCAAAGUACACAUAUGUAUAUUUCCCUUUGAUUUGCUUUAUCUGAAUGGCGAAUCACUGGUCAAGAAGUCAUUCGAGAUACGUCGUACUCUAUUACGAAAUAAUUUUAAAGAGAAAGAAGGGAGAUUUAUCUUUGCAAAGAAUAUGGACUCCACUAAUACAGAAGAUAUUGAAGAAUUUAUGGAGGAAUCCCUUAAAGAAAAAUGUGAGGGUCUCAUGAUCAAAUCUCUGGAUGUGAAUGCUAUUUACGAUAUAGGAAAACGAUCACACAAAUGGUUAAAAUUGAAGAAGGACUACCUUAAUAGAAUGGGGGAUACAAUUGAUGUUGUGGUCAUUGGAGGCUAUUUAGGCCAAGGCAAGCGCACUGGGCAAUAUGGAAAGUUUCUUGUAGCUUGCUAUGAUGAAACUAAAGACAAAUUCCAGUCUUUGUGCAAGAUUGGUACGGGUUUUACAGAACAAAAUUUACAAGAAUGUUCUACCCUUUUCCAACAAUACAUUGUAGAAAAACCAAUGACUAAUUAUAGUUAUGAAAAUGGUACUGGUCCUGAUCACUGGUUUAAGCCUGUGAAAGUUUGGGAGAUUAAGUGUGCAGAUCUUUCCCUUUCACCUAUAUGCAAAGCUGUAGUAGGACUGGUUGAUCCAGAAAAGGGCAUUUCUUUGAGAUUUCCAAGAUUUGUAAGAAUUCGUGAUGAUAAAAAUCCUAAAGAAAUCACAAAUGCAGUACAGAUUGCAGACCUCUACAAUAACCAAUACCAGAUGAAAAAUAAUAAGAAAUAA